UAAGAUAUUGUUAUCAUAAAUAGGCGAUCGAAAGAUCGCCCAUAAAUAAUAUCUAUAUUCAAUAAAUAAGGUACCUCUUUUGUCAGUUAUAUUUAAAAAGAGUCCAACGUAAAUUAGAAAACCGAAAAAUCUUUUAAAAAUGCCAUAACGGCACAUGGCAUAUAUAAACACACAGACUGAUGACAUCAUUAGUUUAUGCACUCAAUUCGGUCCCAAGCUAGCAGCAGUUGGAAAGUCUGUUGGAUGCUAACGAGAAGUGGUAAAGGGUUAUCACCGCUUUUACACGAACAGGAAAACAGUAUCUUAAGUAAAUACAUUAGUAGCUGGUGACUAAAAUAUUAUCUUAUUGCGAAUGAGGAUCUACUUAACGUGAAAACAUCUCACGGAUUCACUGAUGAACAUCCACAUCGACUCACACAAUAUAAACAGAAACAAAUGAAACAAAAUAGGUUUUACCCCCAAAUAAGAUAAAAAGAUGCAAAGCUGUUAGUGAUCCCAGGUAGCAACGAAGGUUUUAGGAUCUUAGUUGGUACUAACAUGCUUAAGACAAAGCUUGAGAUUAAAAACUACAGUGUUGAUCAUGAUAGAAAGUCUCCAUGUAGUCAUGUGACCAAAGGAGGUGCUGAAUCUUUCUGCUCUGAAAGGUGGGAGGGUAAGAAAAUGAACAUACCUCACCGAAUCCUGACCCCGGAGGAUAGCAGUAAGAGCUUCACUAAAACUUUGGAGAGUGACAGCAGUGGAGACUAUAAUACACCUCAAUCUUCAUUUGCAGAUGGUGUUAGUCAUGGCAGUCAAGAGUCAUUGGAGAAACGCUCUAGUCUUACCCGGAUGAAAAGUUAUGAUGCAGUUGUAUUUGAUGUAUUACGUGUCCUACCAGAAGAUUUUGCUAGUCAAAUAACUUUAUUGGAUUUACCUGUCUUUCAAGCAAUACAACCUGAGGAGCUGACUUCUUGUGCAUGGACCACAAAAGAAAAGUUGAUCAAAGCCCCCAAUGUAGUAGCUUUUACUCGGCGAUUCAAUCAUGUGAAUUUCUGGGUGCAGAGAGAAAUUCUUAGCUGCUUAACAUUGAAAACAAGAGCGGAAGUAUUAGCUCACUUCAUAAAAAUAGCCAGAAAAUUACUUGACAUGAACAAUUUACACUCAGUGAUGGCUGUGUUAUCAGCUCUUCAGAGUGCUGCAAUAUUCAGAUUGUCCAAGACAUGGAUGAUGUUGUCUCGAAAAGAUAAAUCCUCCUAUGAAAAGAUAGCAGACCUCUUCUCUGAGAACAACAACCGACAAAAGUUACGAGAUUACAUGGAUCACGUCAAAUUGCCAUGCAUUCCUUAUUUAGGGUUGCACCUAACUGACUUGAUCUACAUAGAUGUUGCUCAUCCACACUCAGGAGGUCUAGAAAGCCAUCCACGGAGGAUACAUAUGAAUAAUAUUCUUAGGGUCAUUGCAGACUUCCAACAGUCUAAAUAUGUAUUUGGAUUUUCUCCAAAUCAGCUUCAGGUUUUAGAACAUGUACAAAAUUAUCUCAAGUCUGUUCGCUAUAUUGAAGAAUUACAGAAGUUUGUUGAAGAUGAUAACUAUAAAUUAUCUCUCAAGUUAGAACCACCUAGUCAAGGCCAGUCACCUUUAUCCUCUUCUCGUGAAGAUGUUUCUGCGCUACCCUCCUCCCCAGCUACAGAGCCAAGGUGUACGAACAUCUUAAGUCCAGGUUCUGCUCCUCAAAUAAAAUUCAAUCCCGGACAUCGGAAAUGUAAAAGUUUAGGAGCAAACUCCUAUUUGUGUUACAGCUUCAUGAGCUGUACUCACCCUCAUGAGAAAGCCUUCAGUCUACCGUCACGCACGACUGCACCAUAUGUGCAAGGCAUUCGACAUCUGCUGGAUGACAGUGUUUUAGAAGAGUCACCAUGUGCCUCGAAUGAAGGUUCCAUGUCGGGGAAAUUGACAGCUUUUGAUCGUGAUAUCACAUUCACAUGUAAUCUUGAGCCAGAUUCUUUAUGGCCAGCUAUGGAAAGAACCCGUGGCUCUGAAGACACUCAUGAAACAAAUUUCACAUAUGAAGGGUGCUUACGACGUAAAACGUUGCUCAAAGAGGGAAAGAAACCUACUGUGUCAUCAUGGACACGGUACUGGGUUGCCUUGUGGGGUUCCUCGUUAAUUUAUUAUCCAGCAAAAUCUUUACGAGGAAGUGAACGAGCUUCUUUCAAAUCUUGUCCAAGCAAAAUGGUUUCGAUAAUCGGGUGGAUGGUUGUCAUGGGAUGUAAUCCUUUCCAGCCAGAUUCAUUCAAACUGUCAAAUCCCACUAAAGGAAAUGUUUACAAAUUACGAAGUGGAUCGCAAGCUGAGGCAUUGGUCUGGUGUCAACAUCUUGAAGAAGCUAUCAAACAUUCUCAGCCAAGGACGCCAGUUAACCUUAUGUCAUUUGAUUGAAGAAGAAAUGACAUUCCUUCUGGUGUGAGUAGCAGAGACCAUUUGGUAACUUUGUGGAAGUCCUUACUUAUGUUCCUGCAGGAUAAACUGAUAUCUUGACAACGAUCUUAAUCAUGCUGCUGCUACUGUAUGUGUUAAUAAGUGUAUCGAUGCUGUGUGCCUGUGGUUGUUGAUGCUUUAUGUUUGUAAGUGCACCAAUGAUGUUUGUGGUAUAUAUGAGUGUAUGGUUGUUAGUUGUAAGUAUGUGUGACUAAUGUGUAUAGGUGUGACGUGAUUGAGUGGAUGUAUUCGUAAAUAAACUGAAGCAGACUGCAUGAUAUGCAUUGUGACCACUAAUACAGUACUUGACCUUGCUACCUGCCUUACCUCUCUGUCAGUCUUCAAAUCUCUGUUAUGUAACUUAAAAAUUUCAGGCAACAAUGGACAGACAAAAAAAAAUGUAUUAUACCGAAGAAAAGAAAGUCAAACAUGCAUAAAAUAAAGAAAAUUAAUCAAAGCAAAACAAACGUGUUGGAAAGGUGAGACAGGUGAGCAGGAAAGGAUAGAUAUACCUGGAUGAUUGCACUCCUGAAGGACAGAGGCCCUCCCUCCC
Messenger RNA from Octopus bimaculoides (California two-spot octopus), 3010 nucleotides. Its product is annotated as ras-specific guanine nucleotide-releasing factor RalGPS1. Gene Ontology annotation, cellular component: plasma membrane. The record is from RefSeq and is a predicted model, not a curated record. Gene Ontology annotation, biological process: Ras protein signal transduction. Gene Ontology annotation, molecular function: guanyl-nucleotide exchange factor activity. NCBI's taxonomy places the organism in Eukaryota, Metazoa, Mollusca, Cephalopoda, Octopoda, Octopodidae.